GCGCCGGUUGGCCAUGGUGGCGGAAGGCCAGGCCUUGCCCCUCCUCUUGCUCCUGCCCCUCGUCCCCUGCCCGCUGACGGGAUGGAAAAAAGCAGGAUGAACUUGCCCAAGGGGCCCGACACCCUCUGCUUCGACAAGGACGAGUUCAUGAAGGACGACUUCGAUGUGGAUCACUUCGUGUCCGACUGCAGGAGGAGGGUGCAGCUGGAAGAGCUCCGGAACGACCUGGAGCUCUAUUACAGGCUUCUCAAGACGGCCAUGGUGGAGCUCAUCAACAAGGACUACGCCGACUUCGUCAACCUCUCCACCAAUCUGGUUGGCAUGGACAAAGCCCUGAACCAGCUGUCUGUGCCUCUGGGCCAGUUACGAGAAGAGGUUCUGAGUCUCAAGUCAUCAGUCAGUGAAGGAAUUCGGGCAAUCGACGAACAACUGUCCAAACAAGACGACAUCAGGAGGAAAAAGAUGUGUGUCCUGAGACUCAUCCAGGUCAUACGGUCAGUUGAGAAGAUUGAAAAGAUCCUACACUCUCAGAGCCCUAGCCAGUCAUCCUCGCUGGAAGGAAGCAGCCCGCUUUUGACAGGACAGAUUUUAGAGAGAAUUGCUACCGAAUUUAACCAGUUGCAGUUUCAUGCGGUGCAGAGCAAGGGCAUGCCUCUUUUGGACAAAGUGAGACCGCGGAUCGCUGGGAUCACGGCCAUGCUGCAGCAGUCCCUGGAAGGUCUCCUCCUGGAGGGCCUCCAGACCUCCAACGUCGACAUCAUCCGCCACUGCCUGCGGACGUAUGCCACCAUCGACAAGACGCGCGACGCCGAGGCGCUGGUGGGCCAGGUGCUGGUCAAGCCGUAUAUCGAUGAGGUCAUCGUGGAGUCACUGGUCCAGGCCCACCCUAAGGGCCUGCAGGCCAUGUACAGCAAGCUCCUGGAGUUUGUGCCCCAUCACUGCCGCCUGCUCCGGGAGGUCACGGGCGGCACCAGCUCCAGCGAGAGAGGAAACAGCGUUCCCGGCUACGACUUCCUGGUGAAUUCGGUCUGGCCAGAAAUAGUGCGUGGCCUGGAAGAGAGGUUGCCGUGGCUCUUCAACCCGGGAAACCCGGAUUCGUUCCACGAGAGAUACACCGUCAGCAUGGACUUCGUGAGGAGAUUUGAACGUCAGUGUGGGUCUCAGGCCAGUGUGAAGAGACUGAGAGCCCAUUCUUCCUACCACAGUUUUAACAAUAAGUGGAACCUGCCAGUAUAUUUUCAGAUAAGGUUCAGAGAAAUCGCUGCAGGCUUAGAGAGGGCCCUGAGCGACGGGCUGGAAGAGGCCCCGGCUGGGAGUUCCUACUGCCUUCUGGCCACUCAGGUGACCUGGGCCAGCGUGACGAGAUGCUGGUCGGACGAACUGUUUCUGCCGCUGCUGGCUCCCCGCCUGUGGAAGCUCACCUUGCAGAUCCUGGCCCGGUUCGCCACGUUCGUGAAGGAGCUGUCCCUCCGGCCUGCUCCCGGCGAGAACACUAAGGACGGCAAGAAGGUCGCGGGGGCCCCCGGGAAGGAUGGAGUUUCCCCAGGCCCAGCUGCCGGAGAGGAGCCAGGAAGUUGCUCUUCUUCUGAAACACCCCCACCCGCACCUUCCAUCUCUGGCCCCCAGCUGGUGUUCGUCGUGGCUGAUGUGGACAGACUGCAGGGGCAGCUCCCUGGGCUCCUGGAAGUUAUCCAACCAAAGCUGGAAGUGAUCGGCUUCAAGAACGUCUCCUGCCUGUCAGCCGCCCUGGAGGACUCGCGCGCGUCCCUGUCCGAGUGCCUCCCGCCCCUGAGCCGCAGGGUCGUCCAGGGCCUGAGCGAGGCCUGCUUCGGCUGCCUGAAGAGCGCCCUGGAAGUGCCCCGGCUCUACAGGAGGACCAACAAGGAAGUGCCGUCCAGAGCCUCUCCCUACGUGGACGGCGCGCUGAAGCCUUUCCACCAGCUGCAGCAGGACCACCAGGACACGCUGCCACCGGCCCUGGCCCGCCAGUGGCUGGAAGAGGCCCUCUCUGAGAGCGCGCGCAGGUACAUCGAAACCGUGUCGGAUGUACUGAGCUCCGUCAAGAAGAUGGAAGAGAGCCUGAAGCGGCUGAAACAGGCCAGGAAGGCGGCCGCCGUGACCCCGGCCGGCUCCAGCGGAGGCAUGAGUGACGAUGACAAGAUCCGGCUGCAGCUGGCGCUGGAUGUGGAGCACUUUGUGGAGCAGGUGCAAGGGAUGGGCCUGCAGACGAACAACAUCGACGGCUUUUCGGCUCUCAUAGAGCUUGCGGCGGCUGCGAAGGAGCAGGCCACGGCCGAGCAGCCGUGACAAUCCUGGCCUAACCCCGAGGCGGAAGGGCCAGGGGGUUCUGGGCCACCAGACACGGUGAGCCCUGGCCCUCCUCAGCAUCGGGUGGCAACUGAGGGCUUCCAUGGGCUAGUCUGGCAGCAGGGGCCAUCCGGAAGUGGGGGAGUUUGGGCCCCUAAAUGAACACUGCGGGUGUCUGCCUGCUGCCGGGGGGAGCUUUGGGAAACUUCUGCUCUGGGCCACCAGACCAGUCAUUUUCUCUUUCUGGUAAAGCUUAGUGUGAGAAGA
Tachyglossus aculeatus (Australian echidna) is the source of this 2574-nucleotide messenger RNA. RefSeq names its product component of oligomeric golgi complex 2 (gene COG2). The coding region runs from base 82 to 2307 and encodes 741 amino acids. The record is from RefSeq and is a predicted model, not a curated record. Gene Ontology annotation, biological process: intra-Golgi vesicle-mediated transport; Golgi organization; protein transport. Lineage: Eukaryota; Metazoa; Chordata; Mammalia; Monotremata; Tachyglossidae. Gene Ontology annotation, cellular component: COG complex; membrane. The transcript is spliced from 18 exons.